This is a messenger RNA of Prorocentrum cordatum, 1341 nucleotides long. The record is from the annotation of a GenBank genome assembly. Lineage: Eukaryota; Dinophyceae; Prorocentrales; Prorocentraceae.
CUCGAGCCUCUCCGCCUCGCCUCACAGAGAGCACCUUGAGCCACCCUUUGAAAGCUCCGGCGGCGCCGAUCAGCAGAAACCGCCCGCGCUCCGGCUGCAGACAUGCAGCUCGUCACGAAGAUGCAGUCGGCCCCGGCGGAGCUGGCCAUGGACGCCGGAGACCAGACGCCGGGGUCUGCGUGGAAGUUGUGCGUGAGGGGCACGUUCCUGGACCCCGUGGACCCCGCGGGACCCACCGUGAAGCAGGUGCGCCGCAGGUCGGACCCCGGCCUGCACAGCGACCGGCCCUCGUUCUUCGCCGAGGAGGAAGGGUACGCGAAGCAGCUGCAGGCGAAGAUGAAUGGGCUCGGCGGGCCGUCUGCGACGGAGGAGUUCGCGAGGCUGUCCACCGUCGCGCCGAGCCGUCGGUCUUCUCGUGGCUCCAGGGGCUCGUCGGGCUUCUCGUGGCCCGGACCGCCCGAGGGCGAGGCCCUGCCCCACGGCUUCCCCAGCAACGGCAGCCUCGGGCACCCGCACCUGUGCCGGCGGCCGUGCAAGGAUGCCGCGUCCUGCCGCGCCAGCUGCUCGUUCUGCCACCUCCCCCACGAGGCCCGGCGGCCGCAGCUCGACAAGAUCAACCGGCUGACCCUGCGCCUCGUGGACCGGCACGCCCUGAUCGAGGCGCUGCUGGGCACCAUGCGCGGGAGGGUCGCCGAGCUGGGCCUCGGCGAGGAGGCGCUACGCGCCCUCGAGGAGUGGCGCGAGGACGUGGCGGCCGCGCCGCCCGCUGCGGCGGAGGCCGAGGCGGUGCGUGCUGCGACGCCGUGGGAAGUCCGCCGCCUCCAGCGGUUCCUCAGGGCGCUGCACCUCAACGACUUGUGUUUUCUCCCGGUGCCCCUCGACAUCAGGGCAGCCUCGAAUCGGAUGAUGGACAAGCUGAGGGACCUGCGCGUGGCCUGAGCGCCAGAAAACGGAGACUGGCACAGGCACGCCUCGGACGGGGCCAGGACUCGAAGAGCAAGGAACGGCAGGGUCCUUGUCGGGGUCACGGUUGUGUUUUUUCUUCCUUUUUUUUUUGUUCUCCCUCCGGCGCGGCAGGAGCCGAGCCAGAGGUGUCGACCGUACACAUCGUGGACCCCUGGCUGAAUCUUGGCCUUGCCACUGACGAGAGUCUCGUGCGGCGCGCGCUGCUGCCGCGCACGGUCUGUUCACGGGCACGCCUGCCUUCUUCCCAUCGGAGAGCAGCGCGCGCCCGAGGAACUUUUUUUUUUGUUUGGACGCGCUGUAAGCCCCCGGAUUUGGCCCUGGGGCAGCGACUCCCUCCUCCUCCUCCCUCCUUCAUCCUCCCUCCUCCGCCACCUC